AGUACUUAUUUGUGCCAUAAAAAUCAAUCCUACUUGACAACUAUUUGGGCUUUUAUAUCUGCCAAACCUCAUUUUUUGAACAGUGGUCACUAAAUGAAGGGCUUCUGGCCAGGGAGAGUCUAUCCAUUCCCUCAAUUGGAUGGGGAGCGGGGACGGUGUCUCCUGUGAUCUCAAGAAUAGGAGGGAAUGUUGACCAGGGAGCACCGCUGCGGCCGAUCAGAGGAGCAGGAACCAGAGCCCAGGCUGAGUCCGAAAAAAACCAGAUCCGAACGGUGGCUCCGAAACGGUUGGAAGUGGAAGAUGGAGGAGCCGGAGGACCCGGCAGACGGUGGGCAGUCACUACCCCCGGUUUACAUCUACAGCCCGGAGUAUGUCAGCAUGUGCGACUCCCUGGCCAAGGUCCCCAAACGGGCCAGUAUGGUACAUUCUCUGAUUGAAGCAUAUGCACUGCAUAAGCAAAUGAGGAUAGUGAAACCCAAAGUGGCCUCCAUGGAGGAUAUGGCCACCUUCCACACAGAUGCCUAUCUGCAGCAUCUCCAGAAAGUUAGCCAAGAAGGAGAUGAGGAUCAUCCGGACUCCAUAGAAUAUGGGCUAGGUUAUGACUGUCCAGCCACUGAAGGGAUAUUUGACUAUGCAGCAGCUGUAGGAGGGGCUACAAUCACAGCUGCCCAGUGCCUGAUUGACGGGAUGUGCAAAGUAGCCAUUAACUGGUCUGGAGGAUGGCAUCAUGCAAAGAAGCGUCUUCUGACCGGUCCUUUCAGCUGAUCCUGCCUGGAAACACAUGCCUGCAAUGAAUAUAAAUUACUGAGUUUCUAGGGAUUGCCUCAGUUCAGGUCUGAAUUCCAGGGUGUUCUUGACACCUCUAGAACAUCUCUGAAGAUGGACUACAGGCCAACAAGCUUGUAUUUAACCAGCACUUCCCUAUUAUAAUCACAGUAUUUGUUUAAACCUCCUCAUCCUCAAAUACAGGUACAGAUCCAAAUAUAUGCCAUUUAUUCAUUGAAUAAGCAUUGAUUAAAAUCAACUAUAUUUCAAACAUAUGUUUAUCAUUGCUAAUAAACAUAUAUGUAGAAACUGAAGCAAGGUAUAUUUUUCCCCUACCAAGUUUGAAAAAAAAAUCCAAAACUUCGUAACAAAAAUAUCCAGAUGCUAGCAGGAUUACAAGGAAAGUGACCCAUCCCUUUGGGAAACUUUGAAAGUGUUAAGAGUAGAAAAAAAUGUUUUUAACUGUUGACCUAGUAACAAGAUUCUUGGUAAUUUGUUCUAAAGAAAUCAACAAUCCUGCCCUCAAGAAAUUCAUAUUUUAGGGAUAAGACAGCAAACAAUUUCAUUUGAAAACUGAUUUUCAAAGAAAAUUCUAUAAAAGGAGAAUAAUAAAGAAUGAAUGCUAGCAGAUAUUAAACAUACAAAACUAAAAUAAUGAAAACACUCAUAUUAGACAGGUAAUAUAUAAGAGUUUAUUAUAAAAGAUGCAUUGCAAGUGAAUGAGAAUAGAAAGGAUUGUUCAUAAAUAAUAUUGUGACAGCUUGAAGAAUUUAUACUGUCAUCCCCAUAAUAAACUAAAAUAAGUGGCAGUUGGAUUGAAGAGUUAAAUAUAAAAAAGCAAAUUACAAAAACUGGAAUGAAUGAAUAUUUAUCAAACUUCUAACAGGGCCUAGUUUUCUAAGCUUAGGAAGUAAUAGAAAAUAUUCUCAAAGGAAAAGAUCCAAUCUGAAUGUAUAAAAUUUUAAAACCAAUAUUACUUUUUAAAGUUUUUGAACCAUUUUAAAAAUAAAAUCUAAAUGACCAAAAAAGCCUCUGUGACAUAAAUAUGACAAAGUUGCGGGUUUAUAUUAUCUAAGGUCUUCAACACAGUAUAAUGUAUAAGAAAACAUAUGAACAAAGAACAUGAAUAGACAAUUUACAGAGGAAAACAUGGGAAAAUAUUCAUCACUACUAAUCAAAGAAAUGCGAAUUAAAACAACUAGGUAAGCCUCUUUUUAAGUCUGACUUUAACAGAAACAAAAAAUAACAGUAUUCAGUUUUCUGGUUGAGUAUGGUUAACCUCUUAAGAAAGCAUUUGGUAGCCAACAUGUAUUAAUGUCCUUUGAUCUAAUAAUCCUACUUCUGGGAAUUUUUCCAAAGUAAAUAAUUCAAAAUAUGGAAAAAUAUUUUCAUGUAGUAUACCUUAUAAAAAUUUUUAAAUAGAAAUAACAUUGGGCUGGGGUUGUAGCUCAGUGGUAGAGUGCUUGCCUAGAAUGUGUGAGGCACUGGGUUUGAUUCUCAGCACCACAUAUAAAUGAAUAAAAUAAAUGUUCAUGAGCAACAUAAAGCAAUUUUUUAAAAAUGAAAUAACAUUAUAAUGUCUAUCAAUAAGGGAAGUGAAUCUACUCCAUAGAAUAUCUUUUGUUUUAUUUUUAUGUGAGUGUGCAUUUGGGUACUGGGGAUUGAACCUAGGGCCCUGUGUAUGCUAAGCACACACUACCUCUGAGGUACACCCCCAGCCCUAUACUAUUGUUUUUAAUGAUGAUUAUAAAGAUGAUAGGGCAUUUCAGAGA
This is a messenger RNA of Sciurus carolinensis (gray squirrel), 2537 nucleotides long. It is a transcript of the gene Hdac8, whose product is annotated as histone deacetylase 8. The transcript has 5 exons. The record is from RefSeq and is a predicted model, not a curated record. Gene Ontology annotation, molecular function: histone deacetylase activity. Bases 187 to 765 code for a protein of 192 amino acids. Lineage: Eukaryota; Metazoa; Chordata; Mammalia; Rodentia; Sciuridae.